Petromyzon marinus (sea lamprey) is the source of this 3044-nucleotide messenger RNA. RefSeq names its product X-ray repair cross complementing 2 (gene XRCC2). Gene Ontology annotation, cellular component: replication fork; centrosome; Rad51B-Rad51C-Rad51D-XRCC2 complex. Lineage: Eukaryota; Metazoa; Chordata; Hyperoartia; Petromyzontiformes; Petromyzontidae. Gene Ontology annotation, biological process: double-strand break repair via homologous recombination; DNA strand invasion. The record is from RefSeq and is a predicted model, not a curated record. Gene Ontology annotation, molecular function: ATP binding; four-way junction DNA binding; ATP-dependent DNA damage sensor activity.
GCCGCUUACAGCGCGCGCGUGUUGGUGGUGGUGUGCACCCAUCCUGGCACAAGCUGCGGCGUGUCUUCAGUGGUGUGUUGUGUUUGUGAAUGUGUGUGUGUUAAGUGUUGUGUGUGUGUGUUGUAGGGUGUGUAGGGCGUGUUAUUGAGUGUUGUGUGUGUAAUGAGGAUGGAUAGGAGCGACGCUCACAACAACUAGCGGAGCGCGUUGGCGGCUAAAACACAAAGUUGGCACAGUUAGUGGGGGGGGGUGGGGGUACGGCUGGGUGCAUCUAUCGGUCAUCUACCAGUCAGCCAGUCCAUGGCACCUGCUGGGUCUGCCUCUCAUCCUGAAGUGCCUCCUCGUGCAGUAACAGAAGUGACUGUGUGUGUGUUAUUGCGUGGCCCGUAUAAAGUGUUGAGAGAGGCUUAUUCGGCCUUAAUAUAGGAGCAGGUUCCCCUGUUCUAUGGGUUGUGUUGUGCGCGAUCCCAAUAUGAGUUUGUAAUUUGGUUAAUGAGAAAGCUAAGACUUUAACGUUACUUUAAAGCACCAUAUUAAAUCGAAAACGCUACUGCGUUUGCAGGGAAGGAUGAACUUGAGCAGUCUCGACACGGAGCUUUUCCCUGUAGGAUUGCCACGGCCCGGAGACGUGAUUGAGCUGCAUGGUCCAGAGGGCAGUGGCAAGACGGAGGUGGUGUACCGCUUGCUGGCGAGUUGUGUGCUGCCCGUGGAGGCGGGGGGAUUGGGGAUGCGUGCCAUCCUGCUCGACGCCGACCUACACUUCGACCUCCUGCGCCUCGUCGGAAUGCUGGAACGCCGAAUUCGUGCUGCCAAGCAACGCCCAGGGCAAGCUGGCGACCAUGCCAAUAGCCACAUUGGUGCCAGCGUGGGUGGUAGUGAUGGCUGUGCAGAUGGAAUUGUAGAAACAGGUGGCAACUGUGCCAGUGGCUGUGGGAAUGUUGGUGGCCGUGGAGGCCAUAUUGAUGGCAGUGACUGUGGUAUGGGAGGCCAUGGUGGUAGUGGGAACUGUGUUAGAGGUAGUGCUAGUGGCCCUGGGGGCCCCACUGGUGACAGACAAUGCCUCCUCGGUGGCAACAGAGUAGUUUGUGAAAAUAAAUGCAAUGUUGAUGGUGACGGAGAUUUGAUAACGGAAGACGAUGAUGAUGAGGCUGCGGCAGAGCUGGCGCUACGGGGAUGCCUCAGCUGUCUGUCUAUAGCCACGUGCCACACUGUCUCACAGCUUGAACUGACACUGCUGGCACUAGAGGAACAGGUGGCAUUGCCUCCACUUUUGGGCUCGAACCGCCCGCAUGUGGGAUUGCUGGUGCUCGAUGGGCUCUCAGCAUUCUAUUGGAUGGACCAACCUUGUCCGGGCAGCACCAGUGUGACGGAGCGCUGCUGUGAGGUGCUCAGCCGCAUGGCACGCCAGCAGGGCCUGGUGCUCAUCGCCACCACACAACAGCUGUUCAGACCACAGCGGCAGCAGGCGUCACGUGGUGCAGGGCCUCGCCCUCUCCUCGGCAGGGCCUGGCAUGCGUUGGUGACACUGCGCUUUGUGUUCGGCCGUGACGACGGUGUCCCGGGGGCAGUGACUUCGAAGACUUUCUCCAUGGAGCUCGACCGGGCUCCGGGCGACACCCAUUUCCGGCGCUCGUUCGUUAUUAGUGAAGAUGGCGUGCGGUUGUUGUAGUAUUUGCCAUGCGGAGACACGUGUACAUUUUGCAGCGUGGUUGGUGUGCACAUGUGAUUCGAUGCCUGUAAUGUGGGCUUAGAGAAUUUAUUUUGAUCGAUGAGUCAAUUCAUUAUUGCACACCUAAUGCACUGUAUAUGUUUCUGUGUGAGACAGCGUUAAUGAUGAUCAUGCAGAUUUGUGAAGCUCGCAAAUCUGUCUGGGCUGUGAGAUGACCAAAAACAAGAUGGGUUGAUGAACCUAUAUUUGCGAACCUUUUGAGUGUUAGCCCCUGGCACACGUGGUGAGUGCUAUCCAGCUCCGGUUUUUCUUUCCACAGAAAGCAAUAUGCUUCUUCAAAAGGAGUCGGUCAAACAACCCGUGGCAGGAUCCUGCGCAUAUGAAUUUAUUCUUUUUAUUCGUGUUUUACUAUUUUCUCGUGACCCGUCGCAGCCACUACAAAUUGUACAAUGCAUAACAAUGUUAAAAUAAGCAUUGAUACUCAAAUCAAAUCGUGACAAUUGCAUAGCCGCGUGUUAAUAAUUACGGCUUGCAUGGUUACCCUCGAGUCCCGAUCCACGUUCAAUCAUUGCAAUCAUUUGCACUGUACUCAUUUUAGUCUGAGUGUACAUGAAAAAGAGCCAGAUGAGGUUAGGUAUCCAUAUGUAUAGAAAAAUGUGUACUCAUGCUUAUUUGUGGCCCUUUAAAUUAAUACUAUGAUAUUCCAAAUGACAGUGCUUCGAGAAUGAAUACCUAUUCAGAAAGUUACAAUUUGGUUGUAAGUUGACUCGGUCCAUCAUAUGGCCAGGGGAUGAUAAAAUAAUUACCACUUGAGAAGUCAAAUUUUGCGCUACAGAGAGACAGAUAUGGGCAUUUUAUGAAUGGAAUUUCGCUUGCAUGCGGAAACAGUCCCGUGUACCAAAGCUGCGUCCAAAGCCAUCUAAGCAGAGGUGAUCUUGAGAAGUUACUUCGAGGGCAAGAGUGACAAUGCGUGAGCAAGUUAACAACAAUGGGCUUGUAGUAUCUGCGACGUCUACACUUGCGGGUGAGUGGUCUGCUUGUCCUAUCAUCAGACGACUGGCGCUGGGGGGGGGGGGGGGGGUUAAGGCACUUUACUCGCAAGUGACAGACCGCGAGUUCAAACCCGGGUGCGGGUUUGAUAAGUCAAUCAUUACCCAAAUCGCGGUCAUCGCCCAAAAGACAUCACUGCAAAAUAAUUGCAGUCGUUUGUGUUAUGGAAAAAAAAAACUGGCCUCGUCCAAAUGAAUGUGAAAUUUACACCACUGGCUGCAUGAGUGCCGCUAACGAAUAAAUAAGCACUAACCCGUUUUUGUACGUUUGAUCCACUGUGAUAAUUCUCGUGUUUACAUAAAAGUGCACCUACGUAGUCUGUCAA